Molecule: messenger RNA, 639 nt
Organism: Dacryopinax primogenitus
Lineage: Eukaryota; Fungi; Basidiomycota; Dacrymycetes; Dacrymycetales; Dacrymycetaceae
Exons: 2
Coding region: 105-620 (171 amino acids)
Source: RefSeq, a predicted model, not a curated record
CAACUUUUAUCACAGUCGACAAGGAGCGCGCAGAUCUAGUUCAUCUAUUUAGACGCGACCCAUUGCACAUCUGCUUGUGGCAGCUAAACACAGUCCGUAAAAACAUGACUAUCAAGAUAGGACUCGCCUUCUAUCAUAGGGGCCUAAACGACCACGGGGUGGCAACAAGUUUCCGCUGGAGCAUUGUUGCGCAAGACUCUAGGGCCCCCGAUACAUAUCCUUUCCAGGAGAAUCAAGUAGACGACAGCUCAGGACGGUGGGAGACGAAUCACCUCAGCGAGAUCACGCUGUCGGCGAGUGUGGCCUAUGCGGGGUGCAUCCUCGUGAGCUCGUCGCUCGAUUUCGAGGUGCCUGAAUUCGACGAGCUCAUCCAACAGUAUGGUCUUCACAUGGAUCCACAUAUCUUACCCCCAGGUUACGAAUUCAGCUGCGCAUGGUGGGCGAUUGGAGUGCUGAUAUAUCUUCACGAAAACGACUUCAUCAACCUUCCUUCUCAUGAAGAACCUUUGGAACUGUACAGUAGAUUUUUAGCUAGAGCGCAUUUCCUACUGAUACAACGGCUGCAUGCGAUCCGGCAUGGUGUUACUGUACAGGACAAUGCACCAGUGGUGCAAUUGUAGAUGUGAAUACAUACAGAUA